Molecule: messenger RNA, 975 nt
Organism: Postia placenta MAD-698-R-SB12
Lineage: Eukaryota; Fungi; Basidiomycota; Agaricomycetes; Polyporales; Adustoporiaceae
Exons: 6
Coding region: 1-975 (324 amino acids)
Source: RefSeq, a predicted model, not a curated record
AUGAUCUUCAUACCGCUCCUUUUCUCUUACCUGGUCUUCAUGACCAACGUCUUCAUCGCCUACGACCACGCUGCUCGUACCUUCGGGUACCCCAGCCUCGGCGGGCCUCUCAAGUACCUGCAGCUGUCUGGCAUCGCCAUCCGUCCAACCCCAUGGCUGCCUGCGGUCCGUGUCGACAUCAAGACCCACUCGGCAAUGCAGUGGGAGGUGUACGAGGAGUACUUCAACUCGUCCAUCUCUUAUGUGCUGCCAUCGACAGUGAGCUUGGACGAGCUCACAUGUCCACUGAGGGAGCCAUUCGCCGACGACAACAAUGGCAACGACGGCUACAGCGACGGGGACGAGUGGUGCUAUGCCCUCCCCGAGUCGUCGUUCUUCGAUCAGUUCAUCUUCUUCCAUGACCAGUCGGCGCCGGCGAUGUGUGCGGUUACGGACGCCCCAGUGGAGGAGCCGAGCACUACGCCCCCCACCGACGUCGCUGACAAGCCCGCCUCGGACGCCUCGCCUUCCCCGAUGGAUGCAACCUCGAAGACCUCGUCGCCAUUCGAAGAAACCAUCGAGUGGCUGACACCUUACCUUCCGGCCGUAGCCUUACUGAUUAUGAUGGAGGGCUUUCUGCAAAUCUGCAGCAGGACUGAACGUUCCGCAGACCACCUCGGUAACGCAAAGGACAGGAAGGACAAGCAGAAGGACCUAUCCGACAUCAGCUUGUCCAUCGAGUCGGUCGCGGUGAACGUCCGAAGCCGCAACAGGAGGAAGAACAGGAAGAAGAAAAAGAAAAAGAAGACAUCUGCCGUGGUCGAGAUCCCGACGUCGCAACGUGCAACCCGCGUUGAUCUGCUACUUCGGCCUGACGAUGUGAAGCGUAUGUGGGACUGGAUCCCUUCGCGCUUCUGCCAGCCUAGCCGAUACCAAGGUACGGCGUCAUCUUCCUCCCUCUCAGCAUACAGCUCAUGGACAUACGCUGCUCAUUAG